Enterobius vermicularis (human pinworm) is the source of this 2760-nucleotide messenger RNA. Lineage: Eukaryota; Metazoa; Nematoda; Chromadorea; Rhabditida; Oxyuridae. The record is from the annotation of a GenBank genome assembly.
AUGGCCAAACUGGUGAAUUUUUUAACUAUUCUACUGUUCGUCAUCUUUGUCAGCUGCCAAGAUGAAGCACCUCGAAUUGACUGUCAUCCGGAACCCGGUGCCUCAAAAGAACGGUGUACGGCAAGAGGUUGCCGUUGGAGUGAAUCAAAUAUUACUGGUGCUCCAUACUGUGUACUGCCGACUACCACUGGGUACUCGGUACAAACUUCGAGUGACACAACAUAUUUGCUAAUUAAAAUAGUCAGUCCCGAAAACCCAAAAAAUCCGUUUGGUGAUGACAUAACACCACUGUCUUUUGAAGUUAAAAAAUAUGGAUCAAUUUUGAACAUACGAAUAACUGAUCCAAACAACAAACGGUUUGCCCAACCUUUUUUUUUCGUAAACUCAGUAUUCCCGUCAACUUUUAACAUUUUAAACUACGAACCACCAAUUGAUCUGCCUAGAGAAACAGCAAGUUCUUCGGAAAAUUUAGAAUUCAAAGCAACUACCGAUAAAUCACUCUUCACAUUUAAAAUUCAACGUAGAACUGGUGUGGCAAUUUGGGACACUAGCAUCGGUGGUCUUUUGUUCGCAGAUCAGUAUAUUCAGAUCGCCACUUUGCUACCAUCAGACAGAAUUGCAGGAUUUGGCGAACACGUUCAUAGGCACUUGAUGCAUGAUCUUACUCGGUACACGACCUGGCCAAUGUUUGCUCGAGACGACGGACCAGAUUCUCAACAAGAAUUAAAUACGAAAAAUUAUUAUGGUGUUCAUCCAUUUUAUUUGUGCGUCGAAGAAGGUGGUAAAGCACAUGGAGUAGUUUUUAUCAAUAGUAAUGCCCAGGAAGUAACGCUCGGCCCUAAAUCACUGGUUUAUCGUACUAUUGGAGGUAUAUUAGACAUAGCCUUCUUUCCUGGACCAACUCCUGAUGACGUCAUUUCUCAAUAUUUGGGCUUCAUUGGAAGACCAAAACUGCAAGCCUACUGGGCUUUAGGUUAUCAGCUCAGCCGUUGGGGAUAUGAGAGCUUAAGUGACAUGCAACAAGCAGUCAACAGAACGCAGCAAGCAGAUAUUCCACUGGAUAUUAUUUACGCAGAUAUUGACUAUAUGAACGGAUACAGAGAUUUCAGUGAGAAUCCCAAAUGGGUAGGUUUUGACGAUUACGUGAAACAGAAACGUGCUGAAGGUUUGCAUACAAUACUGAUAUUUGACCCGGCGAUUGAAGUUGACUAUGACAGUUUUAAUCGGUCUGAAUCUCAGGGGGUUAGUUACAUCGAAUGGCCGGAUCACAAGUAUGUGCCAGAUAGAGUUGAAGCGAAUUAUUCGAUGUUAAUAGACAAGAAUGUUAUGCUUGGAAACGUGUGGCCAUCAAGGAAUACAGCUAUGCCAGACUUUUUAGAUCCAAAGAAUAAUACAGUAAAUUGGUGGAAAAGCGAAUUUGUCAAGUUUCACGAAAAAGUAUUUUUUCUUCAUCUGUCUUGCAGUGUCCUUAAGACUGUUGCUGAGAUAUCGGUUACUCUAGAAAUCACUAGUCGAUGCCCACUUGACGGGAUAUGGAUUGACAUGAACGAACCUUCCAACUUUGACACUGGCGUUUACAAUGCGAGUGGUGGUGAAAAACCGCCAGAAAACUUUAAACUAUCGUGCCCUGUUGGUCAGGGUUUUACCCUGGACGAUCCCCCAUACCCCACUCAGGCAGUUUUCCUUCGCGGCAAUAAGGAGUACCUUUCAGCGAAAACUUUGUGCAUGAUUGGCAAAACCGGAAGGAAUUCGUACAACUUUUACGACACUAAGAACUUGUAUGGCUGGUCUGAAAUGAAAGCCACUGCUGUGGCAUUAAAUGCUAUAGAUUCGGGAAAACGUGGAGCUGUAAUUUCAAGGUCAACUUUUAUUUCUUCUGGAAGGUAUGGUGGUCAUUGGCUUGGGGAUAAUACCGCAACUUGGAACGACCUACGUUCUGCAAUAAUAGGAACUAUGGAGUUUAAUAUGUUUGGCAUACCAUAUGUGGGAUCUGAUAUUUGUGGCUUCAAUGGUAAUACAACAGAAGAGCUGUGUCUUCGAUGGCACCAAGUCGGUGCAUUCCAUCCAUUUUCAAGAAAUCAUAAUACAAAAGGAGCACGACCUCAAGAUCCAGCUUUGUGGUCAUCAGUUGGAAGAGCAGCAAGAGAAGCACUCAAAUUGAGAUAUCGUUUGCUUCCACAUUUGUACAGCCUAAUGUACAAUGCACACCUUUACGGAAAAAUGGUCAUUCGACCGCUUUUCUUUUCAUAUCCCACUGAUGAAGCUGCUAUGGAGUUUGAUAACCAGUUUAUGUGGGGUGAUUCAAUCAUGUUUGCUCCUAUUAUAACAGAGGUUACUGACAAUUCUAUCAAAAUUUAUCUUCAAAAAAAGUUAUUUUUCGUUCUACGUUAUUAUUCAUUUCAGAAGACAGACACUCGAUUAGCCUAUUUCCCGUCAGGUUUUUGGUAUAGCAUUCGUUCAAACGAUUAUGGUCAAUUAUUCGCUGGCUCAGUAAAAGGAAUGAUGAGAAGGGUGCAUGGACCGAAAGACUGGAAUACUCCAGUGUACCUAUUAGGUACUAUAAUUUUAAGUGACUUGCGGCACAAAGAUGAUAUUAAUAAUUGUUGUGAAGAAAAAAUAAUAACUUAUUCAAUAGAAAGGGAAUUAUUUUAUAUUGAAGGCGGCAAAAUCGUGCCCACACAAAUUCCGUCGAAGACGACGAAUGAAACCAGGAAAAACCCAUUUGGCUUAAUUAUAGCUUUGGGUAGGUACUGUUUCUAA